AUGUCGCUCUCAACGAAUGCGAUAACCACUUUGGUGGAAUAUGCCGACAUCACGGUAUCGGAGCCGGGCAUCAUAUGGUACUGGGCUGUAACUGGCAUUUUCUCGCUUUCUGCCGUUGUCUUCCUGGUCGGAAGCUUCGUCGUUCGCCAUCCAAAUGUCCGGCUUCUAUACUACCUGUCGGCGCUAUCAUGUUACAUCUUUUCCAUGACCUAUUUCGCUAUGGGCGCCAAUAUCGGCUGGGUAGCUGUGGAAGUUGAAUUCGCACGCGGUAGUCAGGUUGUUUUCGACACUGCCACUCAGAAUCCUACUCGACAAGUAUUUUGGAUUCGCUAUGCUGGCUGGUUGCUCGCGACGCCAAUUCUCAUGACGGAACUCUUCCUCUUCAUCAACGCACCUCUAAGUCUUAUUCUUCAUGAUAUCUUCAUGGUUGGAAUAGUGAUGAUAACAGGCUUGGGCGGAGCGCUGAUUCCCACGGCAUAUAAAUGGGCAUACUAUGUAUAUGGCGCUUUCGCAUGCGUGGCGUUGGCCUGGAUGAUAAUGAAGACCGGAUACCUCCACGCCACAACGAAAAAGAUGCCCGUUUCAUCUCUCCACCUGCUUUCAUUUGCUCUCCGCAACCCCUACAGCUUCAGCUUGGAUCCCGAUGGCCCCUUUCCUGCACUGUACCGCUUAUUCGCCGCAAGGAUACCUACUAUCGACUCAAUUGAUCCCACCCAGUUUGUUGGAAAGACAAUAUUAAUCACCGGGGCCAACGGCGGCUGUGGGUUUGAAUGCGCCAAAAUGCUUGCUCAUUUUGACUGCCGUAUUAUCUUGACAGCGAGGAACCUGGAGAGAGGACAGGAAGCACUUCGAGAAGUUCAAAAUGAAGCUACACGUUCAGGCAUUAUACCUAAGGUUGAGCUCUCAGAGCUUGACCUUACCUCCUUCGAGUCCAUUCGCAGUUUUAACAAAGAGCUUCGCAAGCUGUCAAAAGUGGACAUGGCGAUCUUAAAUGCUGGAAUUUAUGAUGCUGAGUUUUCGCUUUGCUCAGAAACUGGCAGGGAGAGUCACAUCCAACCGUCUGUAAAUGAAUUGCUGAACCAGAUCAACGACCCUACAGCUUAUGCAUGUUACGAGCGUUACCAUAUCAGCAAGCUACUUGUUGUCUUAUGGAUACAAGAGCUCGCAAAGAAGGUUGACUCUAGCAAGGUAUUGGUAGGGUCUAUAUCCCCUGGCCUUUGCCGGACUGGACUAUUUCGCUCCUUUAACUCCAACAAGAUUGCACAACUGCUGGAGAAAAUUGUGUACAGAAAUGUGUCACAAGCCGCCUGCCAAUACCUCUAUGUCCUUGCUACGAUGAAUCAAGUCUCUCAUGGUUCUUUCUUUGCUGAUGGCAAGCCUCGUCCGUAUAAGCCUACGCGAAAGUAUCUGGAGUGA
Molecule: messenger RNA, 1416 nt
Organism: Arthroderma uncinatum
Lineage: Eukaryota; Fungi; Ascomycota; Eurotiomycetes; Onygenales; Arthrodermataceae
Exons: 7
Coding region: 1-1416 (471 amino acids)
Cellular component (GO): membrane
Source: RefSeq, a predicted model, not a curated record